AUGACCAAGAAACGAGGCUCUAAGGCAGCAAUUUCUUCCACACCAACCAGCAAACCGCUUCAUAUUAUUGACCCUCGUCCAAGUACCAUUGCAACUGAUGAACAGAUGAGAGCAUUAAGAUCCGAAGGUGAGCUUUAUUAUUGGGGAAAGGUAGAACCGGCACAAAGGUUUGACUUGCCUAACACCAAUUUCGGGCUGUUAAGGGAUCCGACUUUACCAAAGUAUGAGGAUAUUGCAAUAGAACUCUAUAAUUUGAAGAACCCAACCAAAAAGACUGAAGUGAUCAAAGAGCCCACCCAACUCUCCUCUCCAAGCAAUGAAAUAUUGGAGGAUCAUGUUAGACGCAACAAGGAAUUUGCACUUAAAACUUUGAAGGAGAAUCAAGAAUACAAGACUAAAUUGCAGCAGAAGAAUGAAGAAUUAGAACAACUCACAAAGAAAAUGGAAGACCGUUUUGCAGUUAUUACAGCAAGCUUGGAACAACAUAGGUGUGUUAUUGAAAACCUGACAGAGGAGAACAACAUUUGA
Molecule: messenger RNA, 528 nt
Organism: Naegleria lovaniensis
Lineage: Eukaryota; Heterolobosea; Eutetramitea; Acrasida; Naegleriidae
Exons: 1
Coding region: 1-528 (175 amino acids)
Source: RefSeq, a predicted model, not a curated record